Messenger RNA from Cyprinodon tularosa, 2451 nucleotides. RefSeq lists its product as uncharacterized. The transcript has 4 exons. Lineage: Eukaryota; Metazoa; Chordata; Actinopteri; Cyprinodontiformes; Cyprinodontidae. Bases 1 to 2451 code for a protein of 816 amino acids. The record is from RefSeq and is a predicted model, not a curated record.
AUGCCGUUUGAACGUCAAGCCAGGAAGUAUGGAUGGAGUGCUGUAGAGCGAGUGGACAGACUACAUGAGUGUUUAAGAGGAGCUGCAGUGCGGUACGUCUGCUCAUUACCAGAACGCAUAAGGGAAGAUUAUGUUCUGCUGGUGGAGCAACUCGCUCAACGUUUUGGGAAAAAAGACCCCCCAACCACCAUAAGGAGGAAACUUGGAGAACUCAGACAAGGACGGGAAACAUCAGCUGAGUUUGCAGAGGAGGUGAGACGCCUGGUCACACUUGCUUAUUCAGGAGUAGACCUCCAAUUACAGGAUCAGUUAGCAACUGAUGCUUUCCUCAAAGGCUUACGAAAUCAAAAGGUGGCCUAUGAAGUUAUGAAUCGUGAUCCAAGUUCCCUUGUUGAGGCCCAAAAGUUGGUGGAGGCCCAUGAGCAUAACUUCAAAGCUACCGUAGGCUGCGACACUGAGAUAAAAAACAGAGCAAGACGCAUCUCGUGGGUUGACGAAGAAGACAAGUGUGAAGACACAGCUACAGUGUCACGCAGGGUCCAGACUCCCCACUGCAGGUUGAAAGUCUCCAGCCUGGCAACACAAGAGCCCAAAAGCCAAAAGCAGCCCAGAGCUUUGUACCAGAAAGAAAGCAAAGUUACCAACAGGUGCAAAACAACAGAGGGCGCUCACAAACACCAAGCCCAAAUCGUGGAGCAGCCGGUCCAUGUUUUAAAUGUGGAGAGACAGGACAUUUCAGAAAGGACUGUGGAGUUUACAAGUUCCUCUGAUCAUAAAUGGCAUUUCAACACAAGCAGUGGCAGACACAGGAGCUCAAACAACUGUGAUAUCGGAAUAAGGUGGUGUGUAGAUUACCACAGUCUAAAUAGUUUGACUGUCAAGGAUGCUUAUCCGCUACCCCAGAUUGAGGAAUGUCUUGAUGUUGUUGGGGGAGCUACCAUGUUCUCCACACUUGACCUCCAGUCUGGUUACUGGCAGGUUGCAGUAGACAAAAACGAUCGUGAAAAGACAGCCUUCAUCACAAAAUGGGGCCUUUAUGAAUACACCCGAAUGCCAUUUGGACUCUGUAAUGCUCCGAGUACUUUUCAAAGGGCAAUGGAGUUUGUCCUUAGAGGCCUUCAAUGGGAAACCCUCCUUAUUUACCUGGAUGAUGUCAUUGUUGUUGGAAACGGAGUGGACCAAAGCUUAGAUCGUCUCGAGCAGGUUUUUCAAAGGUUUCAGAGCCAUGGGCUUAAGCUAAAGCCAUCAAAAUGUCACCUGGUUCAAGAAGAAGUCCUGUUUCUCGGCCAUAUUGUGAGUGGAGAAGGAAUCAGACCGAAUCCAGCUCCUGUCAAAGAUGUACAGGUGUGGAAAUCCCCUGAAAAUCUGCAAGAGUUACAGGCGUUCCUGGGGCUAUGCAACUACUAUCGCAAAUUUGUCCCAAAUUUUGCAGAACUGACAAACCCCCUUCAUCAUCUUCUGAAAAAGGAGAGUGAGUUUGUAUGGACAGAGGUACAUCAGGCUGCUUUUACUAAGCUCAAGGAGAGACUGACCACUGCACCUGUGCUGGGAUAUCCCCAUCCUGAUGGCAAGUUCAUUCUCGAUACUGAUGCCUCCAACAACAGUGUCGGUGCUGUCCUGUCACAGGUCCAGUGGGGAGAAGAGAGAGUUUUGGCCUAUGCCAGCUGUCAGCUUACGCCAGCUCAACAAAGGUACUGUGUCACACGUCGUGAAUUACUCGCUGUUGUGCGUUUCACACGUCAGUUCCGCCACUAUCUUCUAGGAAGAAAGUUCCUACUUCGGACCGACCAUGGCAGUCUCACCUGGCUCUUUCGGUUCAAGUGCCCUGAAGGACAGCUAGCUCGCUGGCUUGAAGAAUUGAGCCAGUAUGACUUCCACAUUGAGCAUCGAGCUGGUAAGCAGCACGCUACUGCAGAUACCAUGUCAAGGCUGCCAAAAGAAAAUAUGGAAAAAUGUGACUGUUACCAAGCAGGGGUGAAUCUGGCAGAUCUGCCAUGCAGAGGGUGCAAGUACUGCCAGAGAAUUCAUGAGCGGUGGGAAAAUUUUGAAGAAGACAUGGAUGAUGUUGAGCCACUAGCUGUGCGUUGCAUAGAGCCUCAAAGCUUUAUAAAUUGCAAUGGUACUCAGUCAGUGGAGGGUCAGCCAUCUGCACCCUUCUCAGAGAGCCCAGAGAUCAACUGGCUAGAAUCGCUUAGCCCUGAGCAACUUGCUACACUCCAGAAAGCAGAUCCUGUCCUCGCCAUCCUUUAUACAUGGAAGGAAACAGGGACGCUCCCCAGCAGAGAUGAGGUGAUGCUUGAAAGUCCUGCAUGCUACCACUGCCAGGCGAUCCGGACAAGGCAUCGCAGGAUGAAGGUUCAGGUCAGACUGUUCAACCCAAGGGACCAGCGUACCACCAGGGAGGCAGACGAGGUGAUGAAGAAUCUUCGGAAAAGACUUUUAAAACAUUGA